Messenger RNA from Dendronephthya gigantea, 2951 nucleotides. RefSeq names its product alkylated DNA repair protein alkB homolog 8-like. Bases 8 to 2533 code for a protein of 841 amino acids. The record is from RefSeq and is a predicted model, not a curated record. Gene Ontology annotation, biological process: tRNA wobble uridine modification. NCBI's taxonomy places the organism in Eukaryota, Metazoa, Cnidaria, Anthozoa, Malacalcyonacea, Nephtheidae. Gene Ontology annotation, molecular function: tRNA binding; S-adenosylmethionine-dependent methyltransferase activity. Gene Ontology annotation, cellular component: cytoplasm; nucleus. The transcript is spliced from 6 exons.
AUUAAAGAUGGCGUCGGAAAGAGAGCGGAAAGAUCGUGCAUUGGGGUUAUCUAUGGAAAUUAAACUCACAAAAGCUCAAAGAAAAAUGGUAAAAAAACAGAAUAAAGCCCUUCACACACUUAAGAAUAGAGAAAAGGAAGUAGGGGAGAUAUCUGACGUUCCAACAGCAUAUUUGUUGGUAAAGAAUGGCGGGUUAAUGUGCGGAGUGGAAAGACAGGAUCUAGUCAAUGUCUUUAAGAAAUAUGGAAAAUUAGACGAUAUAAUUAUGCUUCCAGGGAAAUCAUUUAGCUACGUCUUGUUUUGUAAUUCUUCAAGUGCUGAGGAAGCAAUGGCAAGCCUAAACGGUCAAAAGCUAUGCUUUAAUCAAAACAUUUUUAGGAAUUUUUACUUGGCAUAUUUGAAGAAAAGACCCCAUAUGGAAUUGUGUUUGUCAAAUAAGGACUACCCUGCGGGAAUGAUUCUCAUUGAAGAAUUUAUUAAUGAACUCCAAGAGCUUGAACUGCUGCAGCGUUUCUUUAGUUGUGAGGAGGACACAAGCGUAGUAGGUGUAACAGCUGAACAACAGUUGAAGCAUAGAUAUGUAAAACAUUAUGGUUAUGAAUUUUUGUAUGGUUCAAAUAAUGUGGACAAAGACAAGCCAUUACCUGAUGGAAUACCAAGUGAAUGUUCAUUGGUUGUGAAAAAGCUUGUUUCACUUGAUUGUGUGAAGCAUGAACCAGAUCAACUUACAAUUAAUGAGUAUAAACCUGGGCAAGGAAUUCCUCCUCAUGUUGACACUCAUUCUGCCUUUGAAGAUGGCAUCACUUGUCUUAGCCUUGGUGCAAAGGUUGCAAUGGAUUUUCGUCAUCCAGAUGGACGCCAUGUUUCUAUUUUACUACCAAGACGAAGUGUUCUUAUAAUGACAGGAGAAUGUAGAUAUGAAUGGACACAUGGAAUAACCCCUCGCAAGUACGAUAUCGUGAACGAAGAUGACCUAAUAUCUAAUAAAAACAGCAGAACUUGGGAUUCAUUUUCCUCUAGUCAACAAUCAACUAAUGAAAACUCCAGUACAGGGGAUUCGCUUUUCACUACUCACCAAUCGUCCAAUGAAAAAGACUCCAAUACUGGGCAUUUACUCUCAAGCACCCAACACCCAUCCAAUGCAGUGGCACUUCUUCCUCGGGAGGUUAGGUUAUCGCUGACUUUCCGCAAAGUGAGACGCACUCCUUGCGAUUGUAAAUACCCUUCCAGCUGCGAUUCACAGGAUUUUGGUCGUCAGUCGAAUAAGAAUGGUAGAGAGAAUGUGCUCCCGCAGUCAGAAGAAGACGCUGUGAAUUUAGAAAAAGCACAUGUACACAACGUUUAUGAUAAUAUAGCGGAGCACUUUAGUGGUACUCGUCACAGCCCAUGGCCGAAAAUUGCCGAGUUCUUGAACAAACAACCACGCGGUUCAAUUGUGGCGGAUGUGGGGUGUGGAAAUGGUAAAUAUCUUGGUAUUAAUGAUCAGCUGUUGAUGUUCGGUUCAGAUCGCAGUCAAAAUCUCGCGGCGAUUUGCAGAGAACGAGGCUAUCACGUCGUUGUUUGUGAUAUUUUAUCCCUGCCUUAUAGAUCCGAUACUUUUGAUGUAUGUAUAUGCAUCGCUGUCAUUCAUCAUCUUUCCACCAUAACCCGUCGCCUGGCUGCCAUUAAAGAACUUGCACGAAUCAUUAGGCCUGGUGGUCGUAUAUUGAUUUCUGUUUGGGCCUUAGAACAGAGCCUUGGGAAAAGAGGAAAUCGGGGGGAACGCCCUCAUUCGGGAACGUCCACCUCGAUUGACGAAAAAGCAUACACCCCAGCUGGAGAUGAUGGACAAGGAUUGGAACAGCCUCGAAGUUCUGAAGUCGCAUCCGAGGGGAUCAACCCCAGUGUGCAAACUACUGGCGGGACAUAUUCUGUUAUAAUGUCAGAUAUGUUAGAUAAUUAUCAACGUACAGUUUAUAAAGAUAGACAUCGUGUAAACUUUGAUAGCGAAGAUGCAUUCAGUAUAUCAAAAUCUAUCUGCACGUCAAGCCACGAAAUUGACAGAUCUUGUCCAAACGACGCGUCAGAAAUACCUUCUCCUUCGUCGGUAACAUCAAUUAGAAACUCUAACUGCCCAAGCACUGCAGUUGAAACAUCAUCUUGUGGCGACGGGGAAACCCAUCCGCAAAGAGAACAAGAAUGUGUAUCAAAUAACGCAACAUCUGAAGAAAAUUUACUAAAACUGAAAGUAAACGCAUCAAGAAACAUGUUCGAACAGCAAGAUCUAUUAAUCCCAUGGCAUUAUCAUGGGAAUAAGAAUUCUUCAAAAAAUAGCAAAGAAUCGUCUUGUACAUCAGAUAAAGCUGCGGAUGAGAAGGAUGAUCGAAAAGCGAAUUCUGCAGUUGAGAGAAAAGUAUUUCAGAGAUUUUACCACGUUUUUAAAGAACACGAGUUGACAGAUGAGUGCAGUAAAAUUGGAAAUGUCUCUAUCGUUCGCAGCUAUUAUGACAAGGGGAAUUGGUGUGUUGAGCUAGAAAAAGUCAGGGAUUAUUGAUUUUUCUAUCAGAAUCUUGAAUUUUGAUCCAGAAUUUUUCUUACCCUGGAACUGCCACGGCCUAUGUUAUAGCGGGAUUCUAUUUUUCUAUUUAUAAUAAAUUAUGUUUAAAUAAAGUGUAUUAAUUACUAUAUUAGGUAGCUGGAUGAGGACGUAACAUGAACAUCUCUCAACCUUGUUUUCGUAACUAUUGUGUUGAUUUCGGCCUGUUUCAGACGUCGAACUUUUCAUGCGCCGAACCUAAUGCAAAUGAACUAAGGUCUUUGUUUAUAAGUUCAUUUGCAUUCGAUUGGGCACAUGAAAAGUUCGAAGUCUGAAACGGGCCUAAGCUUCAAACAAAUUAAGAUGCCAACAGUAGCACAAGUAUUACAGUCAAGAAAGGUGAUACAGCGGAUUGCAACGAGUCUCGCUGGCGGAG